Lodderomyces pseudojiufengensis is the source of this 1740-nucleotide messenger RNA. RefSeq names its product dolichyl-P-Man:Man(5)GlcNAc(2)-PP-dolichol alpha-1,3-mannosyltransferase. NCBI's taxonomy places the organism in Eukaryota, Fungi, Ascomycota, Pichiomycetes, Serinales, Debaryomycetaceae. The record is from RefSeq and is a predicted model, not a curated record. The transcript is spliced from 3 exons. The coding region runs from base 1 to 1740 and encodes 579 amino acids. Gene Ontology annotation, cellular component: endoplasmic reticulum. Gene Ontology annotation, molecular function: dol-P-Man:Man(5)GlcNAc(2)-PP-Dol alpha-1,3-mannosyltransferase activity.
AUGAACUAUCAAGACCAUAUUAGCUAUCAUCAUUUCAAACAAUUAUUAAGGUACUUUGUUCAAAAUUCACAAAUUAAAACUCAUCAGAACUCAAUGCCACCGCCUCCUACAAAACCUAAUACAUCACAUGAUCAAAAGCCAAAAUUGACAUUUAAAAAUGUACUACAAGAUAUUUAUGAAGCAAUAUUAGGUUUAAUUUCAAGUCCAGAAGUUUCAAGAUUUACUUAUCCUAUAAUUACAUGUUUAUCAUCAAUAAUAACUAAAUUAGUAAUUGGAAAUAUAAAAUAUACAGAAAUAGACUAUACAACAUAUUUACAACAAAUUGAUAAAAUAAAUCAAGGUGAAAUAAAUUAUUCUAAAAUAUAUGGAGAUUCAGGUCCAAUAGUUUAUCCAGCUGGAUUUGUUAUAAUUUAUCAACAUUUACAAUGGUUAUGUGGAGAUUCAUUAGUUGAAGCUCAAAAAAUAUUUGGAUAUAUUUUUACUACAACUAUUUUAUUUGUUUCUUUUAUUUAUUCACAAAUUUGGGAUAUUCAACCUUGGACAAUUUGGUUAUUAUUAGGUAGUAAAAGGUUAGUUUCAAUCUAUGUAUUAAGACUAUUUAAUGAUGUUUUUACUACGUUGGCAAUUUUGGGUGUUGUUAUACUAUUACAACAAGCAGCUGUCUUAAAAGAAGUUCAAGUAAAAAAAGUUAGGAAUGUUAAAACCGGAAAAAUAAGAGACAAGGUAUUAGGAUCAUCAUGGUAUGAUUUAAGUUUUUUAUUGAGUUUUAUUGCUUGUGACUUAUAUAGUCUUGCAUUAUCCAUUAAAAUGAAUGCUUUAUUAUAUUUACCUGCAUUAGUGAUAAUAAUUUAUUUUUUGAAUGAUGAAAACUUAUACAAAUUUAUAAUUUUAUUGACUGUAAUACCGUUGGUGCAAAUCAUGAUUGGUUGGAAGUUUUUGGUUUUAAUGUUCAAUACCGAAGAAGCUCGUGAAAUAAGAUGGAACUAUUUAAAACAAAGUUUCAAUUUUUCAAGAUCAUUUUUAUAUAAAUGGACAGUCAAUUGGAAAUUUAUACCUGAAAAUAUCUUCUUAUCAUCAGAUUUUUCCAGUGCAUUACUUGUACUUCAUUCAUCAGUAUUACUAUUUUUCAUAUUCACUAGAUUCUUAAACCACAAAAUCAUAGGUAAGUCCAUUUUACAAACAAUCAAAGACUUUUUCAAACUCAAAUCAACCAUUUCAGAAAACAACAUCUUUUUAAAUAAAUUAAUAGCACCACAAAUUAUUUUUUACAUAAUAUCACUCACUAACUUAAUAGGUGUCUUAUUUUCAAGAUCAUUACAUUAUCAAUUUUUGAGUUGGUACGCAUGGUCAUUACCUGCUUUAUUACAAUUAAAUUUUAAAUGGUAUAUAGGAGUACCAUUAUGGUUUUUACAUGAAUGGUGUUGGAAUGUAUUUCCUGCUACUUCAGUUAGUUCUGCUAUCUUAAUUAGCGAAUUAUCUAUAAUCUUGGCAUUAAGUUGGUAUAACUUUGAUUCUUGGUUUCCUUCACCAACGACGUUAAAGGAAUAUACGAAUGUUCAACUCAUCUUCCUAGAUUUUCAUACCCCAGACACUGGGUCUGAAUUGAAAAGCAUUCACAUGACGAAAAGUAUACUUUAUUCCGUAUCAGCAGUAUUUAGAGUACCAAAAAAUUUGGCUAUUCAGCACAAUUUUCUAAUUAAUUUACAACAAACCAUUAGAGCUUUGAAGACACCUCUUUGA